Girardinichthys multiradiatus is the source of this 2017-nucleotide messenger RNA. It is a transcript of the gene p2ry2.1, whose product is annotated as purinergic receptor P2Y2, tandem duplicate 1. Gene Ontology annotation, molecular function: A1 adenosine receptor binding; G protein-coupled UTP receptor activity. The coding region runs from base 298 to 1338 and encodes 346 amino acids. The record is from RefSeq and is a predicted model, not a curated record. Gene Ontology annotation, cellular component: plasma membrane. Lineage: Eukaryota; Metazoa; Chordata; Actinopteri; Cyprinodontiformes; Goodeidae. Gene Ontology annotation, biological process: G protein-coupled receptor signaling pathway. The transcript has 5 exons.
UGAGGAGGGGGGGGGAAGAAAGCAGAGGAUCAUCUUUAUGUCUCUUCACCAGUGUCGACAUGGUUUUAUUAAUACGCCCGCUGAGGUCUUUGAAAGCAAAUACGGAGACAAGGCGACUGAUGGAGAUGGCUGAAAUUUUGUCGGGGUCAUCCAACGAAAGUAUUCUUUUCCCGAAGUGCCACCAGCAAAAAGAAAAGGCUACAGACCAUAACCGCAUAGCAACAAGAAACCGCAGUCGAUCAAGGAAAAAUCGAUCGUCUUUAAAAGCACAAUGAAAAGGGUGCUCUCACCAUCAACAUGGACUUCUCUGACAUCAACAUGAAUAACCGCACCAACUCCAGCUCCAUCUGUGUAUUUAAUGAAGACUUUAAAUUCAUCCUCCUUCCUGUCAGCUAUGCCCUGGUCUUCGUCAUUGGCCUGGCAAUGAACGCCAUGGCUCUCUAUGUGAUCGUUUUCCGUACAAAGCGCUGGAAGCCUUUCACCAUCUACAUGUUCAACCUGACGAUGUGCGACACGCUUUACAUCUUUACUCUGCCCUUCCUCAUCUAUUACUAUGCCGACGAGAACGACUGGCCCUUUAGUGAACCGUUCUGCAAGCUGAUACGAUUCCUGUUUUAUGCCAACUUGUAUGGUUCUAUUCUGUUCCUGUGCUGCAUCAGUCUCCAUCGGUUUGUUGGUAUCUGCCAUCCUGUCCGCUCGCUGAGCUGGGUCAGUGCUCGUCGGGCCAGGCUGGUGUCUGUGGGGGUGUGGGCCUGUGUUUUAUUAUGCCAGGCUCCGAUUCUCUACUUUUCAAGAACAAGGGAUGUAAAGACAGAACGAAUCUGCUAUGACACCACCAGCCCGGAGCAUUUUGAUGACUUCCUGGUGUACAGCUCAGUUGUGUCAGUGCUCAUGUUUGUCUUGCCCUUCAUUGUGGUGAUGGUUUGCUACGGCCUCAUGGUACGGAAGCUUUUGGAGCCCGGCUGGGGGUCUUUCCAGGGAGCUGAAGGUGAAGGAGGUGGUCCAACGGCCCAACGGUCAAAGCAGAAGUCGGUGAAGAUGAUCAUUAUUGUGCUGGCAGCGUUCAUGCUGUGCUUCCUUCCUUUCCACCUCACCAGGAGUUUUUACUACUCAUUUAGAUACCUGAGACAGGUCAAUCCAUCAAAGAUCAGCUGCAGUUUGCUGGAGACUGCCAGCAUGGCCUACAAGGUGACGCGACCCUUAGCCAGUGCCAACAGCUGUGUGGACCCCAUUCUUUACUUUUUGGCAGGGCGGGAUGCUCGCAGCAACCUCACCAAGAAGAAACAACUGUCCUCACAGAAACCCACAAUGAGCCGGUGCUUGGCAACAAAACUCUGAUCUCCUGUCAAAGACUUGAGUGGAUUUACCUCUAAAUCUUAAAUAGCCUGUUAAGCAGCUCUGAGAACUGGAACAUCUUCAUGAAGAAUUACCGGUAUAUUUUCCCUGGUUUGAAUCACCAUUGAUUUACUUCAAAUAAAAAUCGGAAAAGUGUGGUGUUUGUGGAGUCCACACUUAGUAGAACUACUUUUCUUUGCAAUUACAGUAUAAGGUCUUUUGAAUUACGUCUCUAACAACUUUGCACAUCUAGACACUGACAUUUUCCAAAUUCUUUUUUGCAAAAUAGCUUAAGCUCAGAAAGUUUAGAUGGAGAGCAUCUAUGAAUAUCAAUUUUCUCUUAGGUCUUUCCAAGGUAACCUCUGCAGGGUUACAAUGGGUCCCUUGGUUGCUUCUCUGGUUGAUGCUCUCCUUGCCUGUCAGUUUAGGUGGACAGUCAUGUCUUGAUAGGUUUGGUCUUCCCAUUUUAACAUAUUGCAGAUGAUGGAUUAGUGGAGCUCUGUUAGAUGUUUAAAGCUUGAAAUAUUAUUUUCCUGCUUUAAACUUCUCCACAUCUUCCUCCCUGACCUGUCUGCUGUGUUCCUUGGUCCUCAUGAUGUUGUUUGUUCACUAAUGUUCUCUAACAAACCUUUGAGAACUUUUAGAUUUACACUCGGAAUAAAUUACACUCACCUGGACUCUA